Messenger RNA from Punica granatum (pomegranate), 815 nucleotides. Lineage: Eukaryota; Viridiplantae; Streptophyta; Magnoliopsida; Myrtales; Lythraceae. The record is from RefSeq and is a predicted model, not a curated record.
CUUCAAUUGCACAACUCAAGCUCUAUUGGCUAUAAGCAAUCUCUCGAUAACUUCCCGAAGCACGUCGCGAUAUACUUUUUCUCGAGAAAGACAUGGGUGUCACCAGCUUUACCCAGGAGUUCACCACUUCAAUCACUCCAUCGAGGAUGUUCAAGGCCCUGAUCCUCGACUCCCAUAACCUCAUCCCCAAGAUCGCCCCCCAGGGCAUCAAGAGUAUCGUCUUCGUCGAGGGGGACGGAGCUGUUGGAAGCAUUAAGCAGACCAACUUCGCCGAUGGUGGUCACUUGAAGUGGCUGAAGCACAGGAUUGAUGCUAUUGACUCCGAGAAGCUGGUGUGCAAGUACACAUUGAUCGGGAGCGAUGUGACAUUUGACAAGAUCGAGACCGUGGUCUAUGAAGUUAAGUUCGAGGCUUCAGCCGACGGUGGGUGCGUUUGCAAGAUGACCAGCGAGUACCACACUAAGGAAGCUGUCGAGCUUAAGGAGGAGGAGAUCAAGCAGGGGAAAGACAAGGCUAUGGGGCUUUACAAAGUUAUCGAAGAAUACCUAGUCGCCAACCCAGAUGCCUAUGCUUAAAUUAGCCAGUCAUCGCCCAUUUCCUCGUAUGAUGAUUCGAGUUUCAGCAUUUUGUUCGUUUUUCUGUUCAUUUCUCCCAGUCACCGAUUUGUACCUUCGAGAUACGAUAUAUCUUAUCUUCUAGAAUUUGGCUAUAUAUAAGGAGAGAGAUUUGUCUGUGUGAAAGAUUCAUUCGAAAGCAAUGUCUUCACUAUUUGUACAACAAUAUAUGAAUUGAAUAAGGAAAUUCCAUUGAAGAUC